Quercus lobata is the source of this 1506-nucleotide messenger RNA. RefSeq lists its product as uncharacterized. Bases 1 to 1506 code for a protein of 501 amino acids. The transcript is spliced from 2 exons. The record is from RefSeq and is a predicted model, not a curated record. Lineage: Eukaryota; Viridiplantae; Streptophyta; Magnoliopsida; Fagales; Fagaceae.
AUGGAAUCCAGUACAAACCCAGAUCCUGCUGCGCUGGCCCUACAAAUCCAGUCGCUAUCAGCAACCGUGGAAGAACUCACGAGACAGAACCAAGAAAUGAAACAACGACUACUACAAGAAAGCAAUCGUGCAGAAAGGGGAGACGACGAAGACAGCAACAGAAGGCGAACCAGCACUCCGGAGGAAGCAAGCUCAGAUCUUUUGAGAGAAAUGAGGAAAGAGAUGGACGAACUAAGAAACGCCAUAAAAGGAAAGACGGACCAAAAUUUGGAGAGGAUCGUCCGGAAGACGGAUUCGCCCUUUACCAUAGCCGUCCAGGAGUGCCCUGAUGACCCUAGGCCUCCAACAGCCCCUAACGAGAUCUUCUGUCGCUCAUUCCCUACGACCCUCAAAGGAGCAGCCAGGGAAUGGUUCAACAAGUUGCCAACAUCGUCCAUUGACAAUUUCGAGCAGUUGAGCAGCUCCUUUGUCCGUCACUUCGUGGGGGGACAGCGACCUAAGAGAACUGCCGACCACUUACUUACCAUCAAACAAGGAGAGAAGGAACCACUGAGGUCCUACGUGACACGCUUUACCCGAGGAAUGUUGGAAAUAGACGAGACAGAUGACAAGGUACAUCUCACAACCUUCAAAGCAGGAUUGAAGUCCAGGGAUUUUGUGGCAUCCUUGGCAAAGAACCCCCCUAAGACGAUGGCCGAGGCACUGUUAAAGGCUCAGAAGUACAUGAACGCGGAGGAAGCCCUGGCAGCUAUUGAUGGAGCAGAUAAGAAUAGGGAAAAGAAGAAAGAAAAGGAGGACGAUCGAAGAGGGCUAAAACGGGAACGGGCUGACAGACGGAAUGACGAUGGAAAUAGAAGGAGAGACGAUAAAAACAAUCGUCCAUCAAAGUUCACCCCGCUGGUGAUGCCAGUAGAUCAGAUUCUAACAGAAAUAAGGGACGAACCAUCCCUAAAGUGGCCAAAGCCACUCCAUUCAGCACCUGGAUUACGUGACAAGAGGAAAUACUGCCGUUUCCAUAAGGAUCAUGGGCACUACACGGAGGACUGUAGGGACCUAAAAGAGCAGAUUGAAGAGCUCAUCCGUAAUGGGAAGCUACAACAGUAUGUAAAAAGGGGGGAUUUCGGUAGGUACGGGCAGAAAAGCCAGCCAGUGAGUGCACGAAGAGACGAAGAUCGUCCCCAACCUCGUCCACAGAACGCGCUAGGGGAGAUAAAGACCAUCGCCGGGGGACCAACCGCCGGAGGAUCAUUCAAGUCUCUCAGGAAGUCAUAUCAAAGACAGGUAAACAGCGUCCACAAUGUACCACCGUCAAAGCAAAGACGCACCAGUGAAGACUUGCAUUUCUCUAAGGAAGAUGCCAGAAGUGUGAAGCAACCCCAUGAUGACCCGCUCGUCAUUAUGAUCAUGAUCGAGGGGUUCAACACGCGAAGAGUCCUGGUCGACAGCGGAAGUUCAGCAGAUAUAAUCUAUCUCCCUGCUUUCCAACAACUAAAGCUGGACCCAUAA